AUGCCGCUGCAGACGGACAAUUUUCUAGGAAAUUUCGGGUUCAACUUUGAUUUGAUGCAUGCAUCAACUGUUCGCAGUAGCAAGGAAGGAAACGACACUUCGGUCACACUAGUGUUGUCAUCGGCUUCAACUCGGUUUCGGAAUCUCCUCGCCGCUGGCCAACCCGACGACUCCAUGGCAAAGAUAGAUAUUGAUCUGAGGGAGAUUCCAAACUCUAUCAAUGCCUUCAAAGCCAUGCUGAGCGGCUUGUACACUGGAGAGUUGAACUUCUCUCUGGCCGAUCAUGCCGAGAUUCUCGCGGUAGCCCGGCACUGCCAGGUGCCGACGAUAGAGAGCAAACUGUUGGCAGCUAGCCAAGACUUGAAUCCAUUCUCGGCCCUUUUACAACAACAAAAAUUCCCAACGAUCGCCUCGACACCGCCUUGGCAGACCUAUCUUCACACCUUGCUUGCCCUGUACAUGCAGCCUGGAUUGUUGGCUUCGACAUUCGGAAGCAGUGUAAUACCCUGCCCGACGACUUCAUUACUGGCUCCACCGACUCCUCCAGUCGAGGACAACAGAACACUUGCCGACGACCUGUCAUCUCCGCGUAACACUCCAACGAUAUUCAGUGAGAAAAUAGUGCCAAACGAUGACAAAGAA
Molecule: messenger RNA, 642 nt
Organism: Cooperia oncophora
Lineage: Eukaryota; Metazoa; Nematoda; Chromadorea; Rhabditida; Trichostrongylidae
Source: the annotation of a GenBank genome assembly